Molecule: messenger RNA, 1719 nt
Organism: Rotaria sp. Silwood1
Lineage: Eukaryota; Metazoa; Rotifera; Eurotatoria; Philodinida; Philodinidae
Source: the annotation of a GenBank genome assembly
AUGGUGGCUAAUGAUUGUUAUGCCAUAUUAGGCGUUAAAUCAACAGCUACUGAAGAUGAAAUAAAAAAAGCUUAUCGAAAAAAAGCUCUUCAAUAUCAUCCAGAUAAAAAUUCUUCUAAAACAGCUGAAGAAUUAUUUAAACAAAUUAAUAAAGCUUAUGAAACAUUAAGUGAUGCAGAUAAACGUCGAGUAUAUGAUUUACAACAACAAACAACACAUACAAAUUCUUCAUCAUCACAACAACAUAAACAUGAUUCAUCAUUUCAUUCAUCAAAUCAAUCAUAUUUUACAUCAGCAAACAAUAAUUCGUCUCGAUUUCAUUUUCAUGAUCCGUUUUUCAAUAUUCAUCAACGACAUGCUUAUUUUGCUCGUAAAUUUCAUUCACCAAAUUUUUCAUUUUUUGACACCAGUUUUGGUACAUCAUCAUCAUCGGAUGAUGAAACUGAUUAUGAUCAUUUUGAUUCAAUUCCAUCAACAUUUCAUUCUAGUCAAAAUCGUUUUCGAAGAAAAAAUCGAUCAAAAUGGAAUCAUAAUUGGUCAUUUGAAACUGAUCCAUUUAUGAUGUUUGAAAUGAUAACACGAUCUAUAUUUGAUAAAUUUUUACAUGAUGAUUUAUUUUGGCAUCAUUCAUCAAGUCGUUUACGUAGUACAUCACAUCAACAACGAGCAACAUCAACAAAUCGUACAAAAAUUCCUGUUAAUCAUGUAACACCAACAUCAAAAUAUCGGAAUGAUGUUAAACGAGCAACAUCAUCAUCAUCACGUUUUAAUCAUAAAGAUAGUGAUGAAGAAAAUAUUGAUGAACAUUUUAUAUUUCAACAAACAAAACCAACAAAAAUGAAUAGUCAUCGUUUUGACCGACAUACUAUGGAUGAUAAUACGACUAAUAAACAAAAAUUAGAAACAUGUCAAUAUUGUUAUUAUCCACUAACAUCAAUAGAAAAUCUUUUAAAACAUGAAGCUGUAUGCCGUCAUCGUUCAGAUCAUGAAAGAGUAUAUACAACCAAAUGUAGUUAUUGUCAUCAAAAUAUUCGUUUAAGUGAUUAUUUGAAUCAUGAAGAACUUUGUAAAGAAUUUGGAAUAAAACGACAAACAACAGAAAAUAAACGAUAUUAUAAUCCAACGUCAACAAAUCUUAAUACUGAUAAUCCAUCUCCUCCAAAAUCAUCGUUCGGAGGUCUAUCCAAUGAUAUUAAUCGAUUACGUACAUGUCAUCGUUGUCAACGAAUAUUUCCUGUAUUAUCUGACUUAUUCAAUCAUAUAUGUGAUGAUGAAGAUGAUUUACAUUCAUCGAAAUCAACUGCAUCUUCAACAAAAUUCGAUAAUAAAACGACAAUGGACAAUACUACUUUGUUUGAUAAAAUCUCUUCAACAUCACCAAAGUCUUUCAAAUUAAAUGCUCAUUCUUCAUUUAAUAAUUCUUCAAUAUCAUCUUCACCUUUACAUAAAUUAGUCUCUCCACUUUCACCAUCAUCAUCACCAAUAAUGCAACCAACAAAAUCAACAUCAAUUCAUAUAACACCAGCACAUGAUUUAAAUAAUACGUACCAAUCAUCGUUAGAAUCUGAACACAUUCCUCUUUUUAAACGACCUUUAUUUCAAUCUGAUAUCACCACAUCACAUGAUAACCAACAGCAGCAACAACAACAACAACAACAUUCAUCUAGCGCUUAUAUUUAUUUGCAUCAUCCGUCAUCACCACUACGUGUUAAUUCUUAA